This is a messenger RNA of Anoplopoma fimbria (sablefish), 1166 nucleotides long. Its product is annotated as nuclear receptor subfamily 0 group B member 2-like. Gene Ontology annotation, molecular function: transcription factor binding; transcription corepressor activity. Gene Ontology annotation, biological process: circadian rhythm; negative regulation of transcription by RNA polymerase II. Gene Ontology annotation, cellular component: cytoplasm; nucleus. The transcript has 2 exons. NCBI's taxonomy places the organism in Eukaryota, Metazoa, Chordata, Actinopteri, Perciformes, Anoplopomatidae. Bases 220 to 993 code for a protein of 257 amino acids. The record is from RefSeq and is a predicted model, not a curated record.
UUGAACUAGCCUUAUCGCCGCCACGUGGAGAGAACCUAGAUCCGUCUGCAUGGGAAGUCUAGGGUCACUUUUUCCCCCUCAAAUGCAGGGUCCUAAAAAAAGGAGGGUCAAGGCUGAGCAUGCCACAUCCUGGAUAAAUACAGUCGGGCCUGAGUUUGUGGAGUUCACUAGUUCAGGAUUUCUGGAGCUUGUCGUUCUGCGGAUACUUUUUCCUUCACAAUGUUUCCUAUGGAAGAGAUAACAAACCACUCCUGCUCUGGUUACCUGGAUCAGCAUCCUCACACCAUCCUUUAUAACAUAUUGAGUGGGAGCAAGAGUGGCUACCUCAACGACAAACUGAACCGUAACGCCACGGCACACAUCUGCCACUGUGAGCAGAGACGGACGGUUUGCCUUAAGGACCCAAAGGCCACCUGCCAAGUGGCCUCCAGCGUGCUGGUCAAGACCGUCGGCUUUGUGAGGAGUUUACCAUCCUUCAGUCAGCUACCGUCGGGAGAUCAGUCAUCUUUAUUAAGACACUGCUGGGUUCCUCUAUUUGUUCUGGGGCUUGCCCAAGAAAAGAUAGCCUUUGAGGUGACUGAUGUACCAAAUUCAAGUAUCCUUAGACAGAUUCUGCUCGGACCAGGACUCACUGACCUACCAAGUCUUGCUGAAGUCCAAAACUUGAGAACUUGCUUGCAUAAACUGUGGAAUCUGGAUCUCAGUCCGAAGGAGUAUGCUUACCUUAAAGGGGCUUUGCUGUUUAACCCAGCUGUUGAAGGAUUGAGCGCCUUGUUGUUGAUUGAAGGCCUCCAACAGGAAGCUCAGAGAGCUCUGCAAGAAAUCCUCCACCUCCUGCACCCAGAGGACACCGCUCGCUUCAGUCACCUUCUUCUAGCAGCCUCCACCGUUCAGACUGUCAGCCAUAGUUUGGUCACGGAGCUCUUCUUUAAGCCAGUAAUUGGCAACACAAAUAUGUUACAUUUAUUAACGGAGAUGUUGUUUGUGGAUUGAGAUCCCAGUGAGAAAGCCUUAUGUGAGUUUAGUGUUGUAAUAUGGACUUUUAUAGUGAAUCUUUGUUUAAAAAAAGCUCAUUAAAUAAACCUUUUAAUACGUUCUUCUGUUUUAUAAAGUUUGAGAACUGCAUGACUUGUGUGAACGCAUAUAAAUCAAAACUUUUGAAGAAA